This is a messenger RNA of Saprolegnia parasitica CBS 223.65, 1821 nucleotides long. RefSeq lists its product as hypothetical. The record is from RefSeq and is a predicted model, not a curated record. The transcript has 6 exons. Lineage: Eukaryota; Oomycota; Saprolegniomycetes; Saprolegniales; Saprolegniaceae. Gene Ontology annotation, molecular function: protein binding. Bases 1 to 1821 code for a protein of 606 amino acids.
AUGUGCGCGCACAAUGACGUGCGCGUGUUUGCUCUGGCGAUGGGUGUCCAGCCUCGUGUCGCGGCGCUCCUCGAGGCGACGUCGGAUCUCACGUCGCUCUAUGCGCAGCUGCGCGACGUCGACACGCUUCUGCGGAUGGAGCUCGGGGUGGCCCGCGCUGAGCUCACGGGCGCCGCCGUCUCGCCGCCUCUCGACCUCACCUUUCUCGUCCACAGCGCAUCGACCAAUGCGGCGGCGCUGGAUCCUGUCUCGACAGCGGAUAGCCUGGCGCAAACGAGCCACUUGAUCCCGCUGCCUGCCCAUGCGCGCGGCGUGACGCAUGCCAACUGGAAGCCCAAAUUACGCUUUGCGUACAAGUGCCUCCAGUGCGACUCGCGGCUCCAUGUGCACGAGGCCAUCCGGAUUCUUCGAGCCAUUGCACACCUCAAGCCGCUCGGUUGCGACGUCGCCAACGUCCAGCUCAACCUCGGCGCGGUCUAUUUACACCUCGAGCACCAAGUCGACGAAGCGAUUGCGUGUUUCGAGUCGGCGAUCCAACUCGACCCGACGUUGUGGAAAGCGUACUACAAUCUCGCGAUCGCACUGCUCCAGCGUGGCCGGCUCCUCGAAGGGAAGGACGCACUCGUCGCGGCCCUCGAGAAGCAUCCGUCGGAUCCGCGCACGAUCGCGAUGCUUGCCGACGUCAACGCAGCGCUCACGAUGGCCGCGAUGCAAGUCGUCGCCUCCGAGUGCGACCGACAGGCCUUUGCCAACGACGUGUCGGUCGUCGUGUCUUUUCUGACGGCGCCGGCCGCGCCGCUGGCCCCCGUUCGGUUUGCUGCGGCCAUCAACUACGUGCAGGACGCGAGUGCGCUUGCGGUACCCGUGACGCAGCCGCUUUCGCCGGGCUGGGACGGUGCGAUCGCCAACCUCUUGCACCGCCUGUAUGUGUUUGCGGCGCUGCGGCAGCAGCACGUGCACGAGCUGUUUCAAAGCGUGUGCGAGCCCGACCAGCCGCAGUGGAUCUCGAUCACGGCCUUGGACCGCCUUGUGGCGACGACAACCGGCGUCGGCUUGUCAAAUGAGGAGCGCACCGAGCUGAAUGUGCUCUUCCCACGCCAGACGAUGAUUCACGCGCUCUUGCAGCCCAACCGUGUGACGUCCGACAUCAUUCGCGACGUGCGACGCCUCGGCGCUGCCUUCUCGCACCUCUCGUACCCCCGUCCUCGCGUUCGAUCGGUGCCAUCGCCCUGGACGCGCUGGCUGGACCUGCCGCUGCUCACGUGGCUCCAGUCGGUGCAUAGCCUCAAGGCGAAAGCCUCGAGCAUCUACGCCGUGCUCAUCGACCUCGACCUCUUCAGUGUGCUGCACCUGGCGAAGCGCCAGCCGACGCUCAAGCCACAACAUCUCAAGCCCAUGGACUUGGCCGACCGCGGGACACUGAUUUACGAGCUCUUUGGCCUUCGCCGGAGCAUCGAGCUGGCGGCCGGGAGUGUCAUCCAAGGCGCGAUUCGCAUCUUGACGGCCACGAUUCAACGCCAGCAACGAAGAGAGCUCUACUUGAUGGCCCGCGACGACAUCAACGCGCACGACCGGACGCUCUCCAUGGCGCUGCGCGACCACCUGCGCCGGCAAGAGACGAUGCGCAACGUCUCGGAGACGCUGGAAUGCAUUCUCCAAGACGCGUUCUCUGCAAUAUUUACGCUGCCAGCGCUGCCCGCGAUGCUACCGUGCAUCCCGCUGCGCACCGAGCUCCGCAUGCGCACCCACCUCGCGGCCACGUCGAUUCAGCGGGCGCACCGCGAGGGAGCCCACGACGACACGUAUCGUCUCACACGGUAG